This is a messenger RNA of Centropristis striata (black sea bass), 2486 nucleotides long. It is a transcript of the gene gxylt2, whose product is annotated as glucoside xylosyltransferase 2. The coding region runs from base 167 to 1510 and encodes 447 amino acids. The record is from RefSeq and is a predicted model, not a curated record. Gene Ontology annotation, molecular function: UDP-xylosyltransferase activity. The transcript has 7 exons. Gene Ontology annotation, biological process: protein O-linked glycosylation via N-acetylgalactosamine. NCBI's taxonomy places the organism in Eukaryota, Metazoa, Chordata, Actinopteri, Perciformes, Serranidae.
AAUCCUCCAUGGACGUUGAGGAGCUCCUCUCCGCUCUCCAUCAUCAUCUGCAGAAAAAUGCGAGCGGGGAGCGGUAACAAAAUGUCAACUCUGGCUGCUCUCCGUCACCCGCAGACAUGAGCGGAGUCCCGUCUGCCUCUUCCACCCGCAACAAGUCGCUCUCACCAUGCGGAUCCACUGCAAAGUAGUUGUGAUCGCCGUGUGUUUCGGAGUUUUCCUACUUUUGUACUUUUUGGGGGGCAACGCCGCGGACGAUCCUCUGUUGAAAGAAGUUGUUGGGGAGGAGGAGGAGGACGGCAACUCUUCACGGUCGACCUCUGGGCUCGGACGCGAUGUUGCAGCAAAGUUUCCGAAGAAAUCACCCGCGGGAGCCGGCGUGCGUGCGGCGGAGCCCCUCAAGGGACGGAAAGAGGGGAAAGCGAUCAAUAGAGGGGCCAGCGUGAAUGCAAAGAGCAAACCACGGAGUAACAUGGCCCGCCCGAUCACCAGGCGCAAACGGGCAGAGGACGUCAUGCACCUGGCUGUGGUGGCCUGUGGGAAUCGUCUGGACGAGACCCUCACCAUGGUCAAAUCAGCCCUUCUGUUCAGCCUUAAGAGGAUCACGUUUCACAUAUUUGCUGAGGACCCUCUGGCCCCGCAGUUUGAAGAAAGGCUGAAAAAGUGGCCUCGCGCCGUCUCAGCCAAGUUCCAGUACAGAAUCUACCCCAUCACCUUCUCUGUGGGGAACGCUGACGAGUGGAAGAAGCUGUUUAAACCCUGCGCUGCUCAGAGACUCUUCCUCCCCGUCAUCCUGAAAGACGUGGACUCAUUACUUUACGUGGACACUGAUGUCCUGUUCCUGCGGCCCAUGGACGACAUCUGGAGUCUCCUGAAGUCCUUCAACAGCACUCAGCUGGCAGCGAUGGCCCCCGAGCACGAGGUCCCAAAGAUCGGCUGGUACAGUCGAUUCGCGCGCCAUCCUUUCUACGGAGUGACGGGGGUCAACUCUGGUGUCAUGCUGAUGAAUCUCACCAGGAUCCGCAGCACAAUGUUCAAAAACAGUAUGAUCCCCAGUGGCUUGUCGUGGGAGGAUCUUCUACAUCCACUAUAUCAGAAGUACAAGAACCACAUCACCUGGGGAGACCAGGACCUCCUCAACAUUAUCUUCCACUAUAACCCAGAGUGUCUCUUCAUCUUCCCCUGCCAGUGGAACUACAGACCCGAUCACUGUAUGUACGGGAGUAACUGUAAAGGGGCUGAAGAGGAGGGCGUGUCCAUCCUCCAUGGCAACCGUGGAGUGUAUCAUGAUGACAAACAGCCAGCGUUCAAAGUAGUCUAUGAUGCAAUACAUGAGUUUCCCUUUGAGGACAACAUGUUCCAGUCGCUGUUCUACCCCAUCCAGACCAAGUUCCUGGACACAGUCAACACCCUGUGUGGUCGGAUUCCUCAAGUUUUCCUCAAGCAGAUAGAAAAGACCAUGAGGAAGCUGUUUGAGGACAAAGUGGUCCGACAUGUCAGACCGCACAAAUAACUGACGGAGAAAUGGACUCCAUGUUUUAUCUGACAACGCCAGGAACCAUCUUGCUGUGGAUUACGUGUCAUACCAGCAUCAAACAGGCUGAACUGUGUGUGUGCGGUGUAUUCUGGAAUGAACAUUAUGAUCCUCUAAUCAUGGUGUGGGUAAUGAGCCUAUGUAUACAGAGAAGCAUGCAGUGCUGGUCAGUGAUGCUGUAGCAUAGGUUUGCCUUAUCUUUAACUCUUUACAUCCUGGUUAUUUGUGGCGAUGACAUUUCCAACAAUGUUGGAAAGCUAAGGUGAAAAAAAUACUUUUUAUCAAGUAUUUUUAAAGUAUGAGCUAUUCAUCUCAAGUGUUGGCUAGAAGCAAAAAAUGAAGGCAUAUUUGUGUAUCAACCUACCGUCUUUAUUUUUCCUGGACUUUGGAAAGCUUUACUACUUGAAGUAGUACAGUCAUAAACCGCUCCUUUAAAAUCAUGUGAAUGUUUUACCAGCAAAUAACUUGAAAUGUGAGCCUGUGUGAAUGGGAAGAGUUGUUGGUCUGCUGCCAAAUGCCACUGACAGUAUUAAAUACAGCACAAGAAAUAUGGACGUUUCUGUUACGAACCGAAUGUUAAAAUGCACUUUCAGAAUGAUAUUAGGACUGUAUGGUUGUUUGUAAGCAACAUGUCCACAGAUUAGAUUAGAUGCUACACUGUCCAAGUGAAACCAAAAGUGCUAGCAUUUAUAAAUAGCGACAUAUUACAGCUGAUUAUGUGCCAUAUAAAUAUUCAUAUCUGCCAUUUUAAUAUUACAAGAAAAUGAGUGGUAUAGUUUUGUGUUUGAGAGUGUGUCUUAGUUUGUGAUAUGAUGUUGUGAACACAUGGCUCACAUGUUUUAGCAGCAUUACUUUCAAUGUGAUGUAAUGAUCUAAAUAUAUCAUUCAAACUGGAAACUGAACAUGACUGUACAGUCAACAUGUGUUUCUAAAUAAAUCAAUGCAAUGCACUGAG